AUGCGGACGCGUAAUGAUUUAUGUCACCCUUCAGCUAUAAGGAUAUACAAGGAGGAUGCGGUGGAGGAAUGCGUAAAGACGUGGAACCUCUGCAUGGAUGAGGAUGAACGAGUUUUGAGGGCACUCUCCUUGGGAUGCGAUGUAGCUGCGGGCAUAGUAGAGGGUGGUUUCACGGUUUGGACGGGGACGCGCCUCUUGCUCAAUUUCCUCGUCGACAGGACCGUUGACUUUGCUGGCAGGCACGUCCUUGACCUUGGCUGCGGGGCCGGAAUUCUGGGCAUCCACGCCCUCCUUCACCACGCCGCAUCCGUGACUUUCCAGGACUUCAAUUAUUGCGUGAUGAGGGCGUGGACGGUUCCGAACGUAAAGUUACAGUCAGCAGUUGAAAAGCAGAAAGCUGACUUUUGGACAGGUGAUUGGGAGGAUCUAGCGGAUGCCUGGCGUACACAGGGCAAACAAUUCGACGUGAUCCUUACAGCGGAGACUAUCUACCGCAGCGACUUGUAUUCAAAACUGCUAACAGCGCUGGAAGCCGUCUCCGCUCCCGACUGUCGUAUCUAUCUGGUGGCAAAACUCGCCUACCACGGUAAUGACGGGAGCCUGAAGGGCUUCUAUGAUUUUAUCCACCGCACACACGUGUUCAACUGCAUUGAAGUACAACUUGAGAGUGAGAAUACCUGCUACGGCUGCUUGAUAAUGUCCAAGUUUGGAAACAAAGGGCAGUAG
Messenger RNA from Hydatigera taeniaeformis, 726 nucleotides. The record is from the annotation of a GenBank genome assembly. Lineage: Eukaryota; Metazoa; Platyhelminthes; Cestoda; Cyclophyllidea; Taeniidae.